Messenger RNA from Lytechinus variegatus (green sea urchin), 2938 nucleotides. RefSeq names its product centrosomal protein of 85 kDa-like. Bases 269 to 2644 code for a protein of 791 amino acids. NCBI's taxonomy places the organism in Eukaryota, Metazoa, Echinodermata, Echinoidea, Temnopleuroida, Toxopneustidae. Gene Ontology annotation, cellular component: centrosome. The transcript is spliced from 14 exons. The record is from RefSeq and is a predicted model, not a curated record.
AUUUUCAUCUGCAAUAGAGAUUGGAUAUAUACUGAGGAAUAUCAAAGCUAAAAGAUGAUCUUUCCAGAAAGUUGUGAUUGUUGGAUCGGUGAGAGGAUUGAUUAUCGGGUGAAUUCCACAGAAUUGGAAUAUUUAAUCUGAGAAUAGAGUGCUACAGUGUAUUCAAACUGGCAGCAGCAUUGGGAUAACUUCACACAGUGAGCAGAUCACGGUAUCAACAAUGUGAAUAAGAGAUUCAGCAUUAUUUUGAUAUAAAUCGAACGACAACAUGAGUGCAAUAAAGAGAAAAAUAGCGAGGAGGAAACACAGGGAUGACUCUGAUGUCUUUCUCGAAGACGACCAUCGCAGAGACGUUGAUCGCGGUGAAAAUAAAGGGUUUUUCCAAAAAUACCUGAGUCGGUCACUUCAGAACCUGGAUGAUUUGUACUGUUUAGAUGAUGAUGGUGAGGUGGAAUUGGACAAUGAAUCGGUUAUUUCGCUUCCAUUAACGGCUACAACGGUCACAGACAAUGAAGGAAGUGAUUAUGACCAACAGUUUACAGAACCAACCCGCCAGCUGAAGGUAGCCCAGGUCCUGCCCAAUAACAACCAGCUAGACAAGCCCAACCCUCACUCUCCGGGAUCUAAUGGACAUGCUGGUAGAUAUGGAAACCACAUCAGAUCACCAGAGGGGGAAAGGCUGAUGAGUCCUAGAGCUCGCAUAGGUGAUGGGAGUGAAGACGUCACAACCAUGACAGACGGAUACGAUCCUGCCCUUGUUGAUAAUGAUUUUAAUAUAUCUAAUCAGGAUCAAGACAACAUGUUCCACCCAUUGGACUGGGACUAUACUAUGAAUGAGUCUAACAUGGUCGCAGAUACCACUUUAAAAGAGGUAAACCCUUCUCACCGCUCCCCGAAAUCUCAUUCUCAACUCUCCUCGUACUCCAAGGUUUCCCAUCAUCCGUUAAACAAGAGCCCUCGUCAGCACGGUGCGUUUGGAGAUAUCGGCUACGGCCCCCCGGACUAUACCGCGUAUCCUGGACCUACGGAUUUGGGUCUUGGUUCCAGGGGUGCUGGAAACCCGGUUCCGUUCCAUACCAAAAUGAACUUGACUCAGUGGCAGCAGAAUUUAGACUCUCACUUCGGUCUCCAGCAGCAGAUGCAGCACCUCCAACUCAAUACUGGUUACCACCCCUCCGGUAGGAGUGGAACAGGCCAUGAUAUGCAUGUGCAUAGUGCUGGGAUGGGAUAUCCUGUGGGAGAUUCCAAUUUUAGUUUCGGGCCUGUGAGGCGUUCAGAGUCGACAAAUUUGGAGGGACUGAUUCGAGCCAAGGAAAAUAUGCUUCAUGAGAGGAAUAUCAUUAUUGAGAGACAAAAGUUAGAGAUUGCACACCUGAGGAAACAGAACGAUGAACAAGAGAACAUUGCUAGGCAACGCAUCUAUACAAGAUCAAGAGAUGAAGGAGAUAUGCUUUUUCUCAAGAUGCAGGAGUACCAGUAUGAGAUAGCAUCCUUGAGAGCUCAACUAGCUGAGAUAUCUACUGCCAAACUGGCUGAAGGAGAACAACUAAGCAGAAAGUUAGGUGAGGUAGAGGAGUCACAAGUAGCCAAUGAAAUGACCAUCAAUGACCUCAAAACAAAGUUGAAGUUGAAGGAAGCAGAGCUACAGGAGGUCAAAGGUCAACUGUUGCAUAGCAAGAAGGACUAUGAGAAGCUGAAGAAGAAACUAAGUAAGAUUGAGAAAUAUAUGCAGAACCUUCCAACGGCUGAGGAGUACAAAGAGAGCUGUGAUACUAUCCGAGAUUUACGAGAGGAAGAGGAGUUGCUAAGGGAACGCAUCGUCAGUCUAGAAACAUCUCUCUCCAAGGCCAAACAGAAAACUCACAGGAGCAAACAGGAAUCCUCAGACCUUGAGGAGAAGAAUCUUAGUCAACAGAUGGAGAUAGAAAGGAUGAAGAAGGAGAUGUCUAAACUGCAGAAAGCAUUAGGAUCCAAAGAGACUGGUGACCCAACUGAUCUUGAGCUGUGCAGUAGGGAAGAUAUUGAACAACUUAGGGAAGAGAACAGGAGACAUUCUUCUAGUGUUGAUCAUUUGAAGAAGGUGAUAGACAGCAAACAUCAUCAUCUCCAGAAAGUUCAGAAAGAACACCAGAGGGCGCUAGAUGAGAUGGAAUCACGUCUGACGCAGGAGGAAGGUGUCAUCACAGCUCUCAGAGUUGAACUCAAGAAUAAAGAUUCUUCUAUUCAAGACAUGACCAGGUCUAUGAAAGAGCUUGCAUCACAAAGCCAGGAGCUCUACGGCCACAACCUUUCCCUUCAGGAGAGCGUCCAGAGCCUUGAGAAGCAAGUCUCUUCAGACAAGGCUCGGUGUACCAGUCAGUUGGUCAAGGAGCUUAGUCAAUGUGUACAAGAGCUACAGAGAUUGGUAGAACUGAUAAACCAACGGGCAGAGGGCCAGGAACCAAAUGUCUCACUACUUCUGGGAUUUAGACCAUCUUCAGCGAUGUCCUUCGAUGUCGACAACGAUGAAAAGGCUGGCAGUGAGGACAUGAUCCGAGCCAUGCUGACACAGGUCCAUAAGCUAAGGGGUGACAUUGAUCUCUUACGAAGCCUCAUCUCAGAUAGAUACGCAGAGGACGUCGGUGCAAGCUGCAUCACGCAAUGACGAAAACAGGACUAAAGUACUUGGCUGAUUUUGUUUUCAAAUGAUUCCUUAAUGGGAUUUAAUUGGAGUCUAUGCAUUCUAAUUUGUAUUCUGUGAGGAGACUGUGUGGUGUUUGUGAUUGGGAACAAGUUGGUACAUUCCGAGAACUACGUUUUGAAUAAAAAGCAGAUAGAGAUCAGCAGAAGAUGUCAGUGCUUCACACAAUGAAGAACAGGAGACAAGGGUCUAUCCGUUCUAAUUGCCCUUCUUUGUGGAGAUUGUGUGGUGUUUUUUGAUUGGGAAGAAAGUUGGAAC